GGGAGGGGAGGGGAGGGCGAGGAGGGGGAGGAGGAGGCAGUAGGAGGAGGAGGAAGAAACGCAAUCAGGCCGGGCGAAAAUACUUUUGCUCCGUGGCCCUGCCUGCCAACGCUCCCAACGCUCUCUGUGCCCCUGCCUGGGUCUGGGUAUUCUUUCCCCUCUGCCUGCCUGCCUGCCUGCCUAUCUGUCUCUCUGUCUGUGUCUGUCUCCCUCUCCCUCUCCCUCUCUCUCUCUCUGUGUGCCCCAUCUCGCUUUUUCUCUCGUCGUUGUCGUCGUUGUUGAGGACGUGCCUUGUGGGUGUCCUCCAGGCGCACAUGGUGUAUGAUUAUUAGGAGAACUAUUCCACUAUUCUGUUAGCCUGGUUUGUCGAUCGCUCGAUCGAAUGAUCUCUCCCUCCUCGCGCUCCCGCUGCGUAUCCAACGAUCCCAGGUGUUGGACCCUGUGACUGGUUGGGUCGGGGCGGGUUGGGUCGCUCUGCAAGAAGGGGAGGAGGCUGAAGAGGAAGGGACGAAGGGGCGAAGGGACGAAGGCUGCGAGCACGGGGAAGGGUGGCAGAGUGGGAGCGAGCGAGGGAGGGAGGCAGGGUGGGAGGGAGGGAGGGUGGUAGGGAGAGGGGGAGUGAAAAGAAGCGGGAAGAAGUUGGGCGAUAAUAAAUGGCUGCUGUUAAUGGCACCGGCUUCUCCACCAGUUUCUGCGCUCAUUGCGAAAGAGACAUUCCGUCAUCUAAUUAUGAUCUCCAUUCUGCACAUUGCAAACGCAAUCUGGAGCGAUGUCGUGAAUGCCAAGAAAUGGUACCUAGGAUGCGUGCUGAUGAACAUUAUAACGAGUAUCACGCUCCGGCAGUAUGUCGAUUAUGCGGCACGAAAGUAAGUCGAGAACAUUUGUCAGUCCAUGAGCAGGAGAAUUGUCCAAGGCGCAUGGUUGAGUGUCAAUAUUGCGACUUCCCCGUAGAGGCUGCUUAUUUAUCAGCCCACUCGGACGUUUGUGGUAGUCGGACGGAAAUGUGCAUUCCUUGUGGUAAAUAUGUAAGGCUAAGAGAGAAAAAUGUUCAUGACGUUCAGUUUCAUGGAGAAAGUGGUGAGGCCGGCAUAUCCACAAGAGAAUACAACUUACCUCGGAGUAGCGGCAGUUCUGCAGUUCCUGCCGACGUGUCACAUCGGGCAUUACCUGGCUCUAGAGGACCCCCACCAGUGGCAUCUAGGCAUCGUUUGAUGUUCACGUUUGCAAUCACAGGUGUUGCUAUUUUGAUCGGUUUCUUCAAACUACGAUCCCAAUAUGGACGAAAAGGGCGAUGAGAUUAUCCAACAACGAGGACGAGCGGCCAUGAUUCAGCCAGUGGGACCAAUCACUCGCUUCUCUCGGGGCGUCAGCCUUGCGAGAAACUUAGGCAAAAGGCAGCGCAUCACCAUCACUUUCGUUGGGUUUGACAAUGAUGUCGCUCACUUCAACCUCACCUUCCACGUGAAAAGUUACAGAGGCCUAGCUUCGAUAGGUUGGAUCUGGCUGAUGGUCAAAUUGUGGACUCGCAAGUGAAUUUUUAUAAAGGGAGUUACAUAAACCCACUCUUCGUCGAGCCCUGCUUCGGCCAGAGACUGAGAGGGUGCUUCCCUCCCACCAUUCUGUCGUUUCAGAUUACUUAAAUUGGCAGGAACUGCCGCGACAUACAAACACAAACACGCGCAUAAAAUGUUUUUGUGAAAGUUCUACCAACAGGAACCGAGGGGCUGAAGCUGGAGAGCGUAUCUUGGAGGGGCUGAAGCUGGAGAGCUGGCUGGUUAUCUUGAGCAGCUGAGAGAAAGAAAUUUGAAAUAGGAAGUUGAGGGAUAACAAACCCAGCCGCCAAGGCACGGGAGGAUCUGGUCUGUUGGAAAAUCUGACAGGCGAUAGAUCGAGCGAUCAACUGGACAUGUGAAACUUUCACCAGCUCUAUCUAUCGAUAACGAGAGAAAUGUCACAGUUCUGGAUGAUCAUGUGAAACGGGAAGACAAAUUUGUACUUCAUGUUACAAUAAAUCAAUUUUGGUCAAUGUUAUCUCCUCCUUUGCAAUCACUCAUCGGAACAUCAGUUCACACCCGGGUCCCCCUCCGGCGCCGUCUAGGCGAAGAUCCUCCAUUUCUUCCUUUGCACGGUACGACUGCAAACUCUCUCAGGAUCUCUAAAAAUAUCCCAACUGAUCAAGACGAUCGGUGCUGUACGGGAUUGAUGGCUAACAGGUCUCUCCGCCCUUGACGUGCCCAGAAGAAUCUCUUACCUGGUAUCGACUCAUCGGUGACAUCUAUGACUCGGAAAGGCUGUGAAGUAGGAGCUUAAGUUGUUUGACCGGUAAGUAGGCUAGGAAUCUGCAACCUUUGAUUUGGGAAGAAGCGAGGAGUGAGACUAACUGCAGCAUCAGCACCAAUGAAGAGGCAAGAAGCAAGCACCUGUGACCUGUUCAGCAAGCUACUGUAAGUAGCUUCCAACGGACCGAGUGGUACGUAUUCCAAAGGGCAAGCAAGGCAGAUGAAAUUCGUACCUCGCACCCGCGCAUAUACCCAAGCCCGCUGAUUCGUAUUGGGAACUGACGGUCAGAGGUCAGCUUUCUGACGUGGAUGGAUGCAAGUGGAAUUCUACAGUUCAUCACUUCUUCCCGUUGCAGUCAGAGACUUUCGGAGAUUUCAUUGAUAUUCUCGAACUUUUUGUUGCCUUGGUCUACCUUCGUCCAUCGGUUUCCAAGUACCCUUUCAUUCACCACCGAAUAGCUAGACACUUGGCCUCGUUCAUGGACAGUUACUGCUGAUCAUCACAAGCAGACUCCAGACACGGACUUGAAAAGCUUGACUCUUAUUGUGACACAGAGAGAGAAAGAGUGAAGUCAAAUUCUGUACGAAUCCGCUUUAUUCAAAGCUGCACAAUUAUUCUGUACACACCUAUUAUGAUGGGCCAUUUCUAUUCUGAUAUGACAGUUUUGGGAGCAGGUGAACAAAAGUUCAGUCAGCUAAUUCAUUAACUCCUUGCUGCUUCACCGACUCUGGACGUAAUGUUUCACUUUUUUAUUAUCUGUUCUGAUAUGUGCUGAACAUGGGAUGUGCACAACCUUGAACAACACUAUGACUCGUCUUUGCUACAUGAUCACAGCCCGGAGACAGACCCAGUUAACUGGCCUUGCAGCAUGUACUCUUUUUCGUUUGCCACUUUGGCUUGUGGUGGGGGUUUCCACUCGAGCCCCAGAAGACUCCCCCGCAGAAGGUUUGUUUGAACCUGGCAGUAUCAUUACUCCUUGUAGUGUAGUGUAUUGAGGUGUAGUGAAGAGAAAUCCGACUACUACUUAAGACUAGGCACCUUGGCAACAGGGGAAUUAAAACUUGAUUCC
Messenger RNA from Marchantia polymorpha subsp. ruderalis, 3349 nucleotides. The record is from the annotation of a GenBank genome assembly. NCBI's taxonomy places the organism in Eukaryota, Viridiplantae, Streptophyta, Marchantiopsida, Marchantiales, Marchantiaceae.